Myotis brandtii (Brandt's bat) is the source of this 1104-nucleotide messenger RNA. It is a transcript of the gene PPP1R27, whose product is annotated as protein phosphatase 1, regulatory subunit 27. The record is from RefSeq and is a predicted model, not a curated record. The transcript has 2 exons. NCBI's taxonomy places the organism in Eukaryota, Metazoa, Chordata, Mammalia, Chiroptera, Vespertilionidae. Bases 635 to 979 code for a protein of 114 amino acids. Gene Ontology annotation, molecular function: phosphatase binding.
UCCUGAUUCAUAGGUCGACACUCAGCCACUGAGCCACGCCAGCCGGGCUGGCCUUUAGGUUCUAACCCGGGAGGCUCCCAGGCAAGAGGGCAGUGCCAUCGAGGCCCAUGUUUUGGUAAAAGCGCCAAGAGUGACACGGCCACCGUGGAAGGUGCCGCGAGGGGACGGGGAGGGAGCGGGUCAGGCUGGGCCUUCCCGGGCGGGGGGGUCACAGACAUGGGCAGCCCCCAGCUCUGUGGGAGGUGAGCCACCCUCCCCUCCUCCAGAGUCCAGGGCGGGGUCCUGAUGCCCGGGGACCUGCCCUCCAGGCCGUCCUUGUGGUGCCCUCUGAAGGCACCUUCCAGGCCCCGCGUGGGGCUGGGUGCGAGGGCCAGGAAGGAUCUGACCCCGUUGGCCGGGCACGGCGACAGGUGGGCUGAAAGACGAGCCCGUGAACUCGAUCUGUGCGCGGGGUGGCCAGCGGCUCGGUUUCAGCUCUCACGGGGCGAGCAUGACCGCGCGGCUUUAUAUAGCUCCGCGGGCCCAUAAAAGCAGGAGGAGCCCUUGCGGAGGGAGCAUCGUCGCUGUCCGGCUGGGCGGCUCCUCCCCUGAGCAGUAGCGGCCCCGCGGGGGCGGCCACCCCGCUGCCCCCAGGAUGCCCAGCAGGACGGUCCGCUAUGAGGGCUACAGCCCUCGGCAGCGGCGCCGGCGGAUGCUGGCCCAGCGCAGCGUGCGCUUCCCCAACGACGUCCUGUUCCUGGACCACGUCCGCCAGGGCGACCUGGAGCAGGUGGGGCGCUUCAUCCGGGCCCGGAAGGUGGCCCUGGACACCCUGUACCCCUCAGGCCUGGCCGCCCUGCACGAAGCAGUCCUGUCCGGGAACCUGGAGUGUGUGAAGCUGCUGGUCAAAUACGGGGCAGACAUCCACCAGCGCGACGAGACGGGCUGGACGCCCCUGCACAUCGCCUGCAGCGAUGGGUACCCCGACAUCGCCAGGUGAGGGGGACCAGAGCUCCCCCCCUCCCCCGCCCCGCUCCCGGCCUCCAGCAGCCUCCAGGAGGCGUCCCCCAGGCUGCCCUGGCGGUGUAGCCAGGACCUCGGGCGCAGCAUCUCCUCUGCCCUGUG